AUGCGGCGCCGUCUUCUUAUCUUUCUCCUGAUCAACCUUCUCAUUCUCAUUCUCCUGCUUCGCAGUGUCUCGACGCUGCUAUCGCUACUCGUCGAAGAUGCCGGCGCCGACGCGAUUCACCGCGCCGAGUUUUCCUCGCCAAACUCCAGCCUGAUCGAAGAACGCCCCCAGAUCAUCCCUAAGAUUAUUCAUCAGACCUACAAAAACGAAACUAUUCCUGAGGUCUGGGUCGAUGCCCAGCAGAGCUGCAUUGACAUGCACCCGGACUACGAGUAUAUUCUGUGGACGAAUGAAAAAUCGCGCGACUUCAUCGCCGCUCAAUAUCCCUGGUUCCUGAAGACUUUUGACGGUUACAAAUAUCCCAUCCAGCGCGCAGACUCGAUCCGCUAUUUCCUUCUGGCACACUAUGGUGGAACUUAUAUUGAUUUGGACGAUGGCUGCAAUCGUCGCUUAGAUCCCCUACUCGCUUACCCCGCGUGGGUGCGUCGCACUGUACCCACUGGUAUCUCUAAUGAUGCGAUGGGCUCGGUGCCCCAGCAUCCCUUCUUCCUACGCGUGAUCGAAUUGCUUCAGCAGUACGACCAACACUGGCUCCUCCCCUAUAUCACCGUUAUGUACUCGACUGGGCCACUGUUCCUAUCGGUUAUCUGGAAAGAGUAUAUAAAAGACUAUCCGUCCGAGAUGAGCCGUGUCCGCAUUCUUAUGCAGGAUGAGUAUAUGAAGUACUCCUGGAGUUUCUUCAUCCACCACACUGGAAAUAGCUGGCACGGCAAGGACGCGUAUUUUAUUUUCUGGAUGGGCCAACACUGGAUUUUCCUCACCUUCUGCGGCUUCCUCCUUGCCGCUGUCUUCGGCUUCUGCCUCUUCUGGACCUAUGGUCGAAUCGUGCUCCUAGGGGCCCAGUAUCGUUACCGCUACACCGAGGUCCCUUCAAUCAUCAGCGCGCCCCGCUUAUCAUCCUCGCCUUCGCGACACGCGCGUCGCCUGAUGCCCACGUUGCUGCGGAGAAUAAGCUUUCAAGGAGACGAGGCUACCGAUACCUCGUGCGAACUCGGUCGCCGCGAAGACUGA
Messenger RNA from Penicillium atrosanguineum, 1071 nucleotides. RefSeq names its product glycosyltransferase family 32 protein. Gene Ontology annotation, molecular function: mannosyltransferase activity. The transcript is spliced from 4 exons. Lineage: Eukaryota; Fungi; Ascomycota; Eurotiomycetes; Eurotiales; Aspergillaceae. Bases 1 to 1071 code for a protein of 356 amino acids. The record is from RefSeq and is a predicted model, not a curated record. Gene Ontology annotation, biological process: mannosyl-inositol phosphorylceramide biosynthetic process.